Penicillium verhagenii is the source of this 543-nucleotide messenger RNA. Its product is annotated as putative ubiquitin conjugating enzyme (UbcK). Lineage: Eukaryota; Fungi; Ascomycota; Eurotiomycetes; Eurotiales; Aspergillaceae. The coding region runs from base 1 to 543 and encodes 180 amino acids. The transcript is spliced from 3 exons. The record is from RefSeq and is a predicted model, not a curated record.
AUGGACUACACAAUGGAAGACACUCAGAACUCGGCCCCCGAAGCCCUGGAAGCUUCCAAGUUGAAUUCCUCCGCCCAGCGAAGUGACACCCAGAGCGUGACCAAACGCCUGCAGGCCGAGUUGAUGCAGCUCAUGAUGUCGCCCUCACCCGGUAUCUCCGCCUUCCCCGAUGCCGAUGGCAACCUCCUCUCCUGGACUGCCACCAUCACCGGCCCGGACGAGACACCCUACGAAAGCUUGACCUUGAAGCUCUCCUUUGCUUUCCCCAACAACUACCCGUACUCGCCGCCGACCGUGCUCUUCAAGACCCCCAUCUACCACCCCAAUGUCGACUUCUCCGGCCGGAUCUGUUUGGAUAUCCUCAAGGAUAAGUGGAGUGCUGUAUACAAUGUGCAAACUGUGCUUUUGAGUCUGCAGAGUCUCCUAGGCGAGCCCAACAACGCGAGCCCACUAAACGGCCAAGCUGCUGAGCUCUGGGACUCCGACCAAGAAGAGUUCAAGCGCCACGUCCUGGCGCGACACCGAGACCUCGACGACGAAUAG